AUUUGUUAAAUCUCAAAAUGGAGCCCAACAGUGGAGAUUCUCCAUUUUGUUUUCCCUUUAAAGUCCGCUUCACUUCUUGCCGGCCUACAGCUCCAAACGUCAAGCAGAAGAAACGGAGGCCUAUUUUGUCAGUUAGAGUAAAUUCUUCGUCUCUCACUGUACAUUGUGACUUUGAAAACUAUAAAAUUAAAGCUAGAGGGAGAGAGAGUCCCUUAGCUCAGAGAAAUGGAGAAGUUGUUUGGCGGUGCGUUUCUCUUCAUCUAUUGCUGUCUCUGCGUGACGGCAGUCGGAGAUGCUUAUGUGAAGUACAACACAGGAGCUGGUGUGGUGGCAGGGAAGUUGAAUGUUCAUCUGGUAGCGCAUUCGCAUGACGAUGUCGGGUGGUUGAAGACUGUUGAUCAGUACUACGUUGGAUCAAAUAACAGUAUUCAGGGUGCUUGUGUUGAGAAUGUGUUAGACUCGGUUGUGGUAGCUUUGCUUCGUGAUCCUAAUAGGAAGUUUGUGUUUGCUGAAAUGGCCUUCUUCCAUAGAUGGUGGGAAGAACAAAACCCGGAAACACAAGAACAAGUGAGAAAACUUGUACAUGAUGGCCGCUUGGAAUUCGUAAAUGGAGGCUGGUGUAUGCAUGAUGAAGCAGCAUGCCAUUACAUAGACAUGAUUGAUCAGACAACUCUAGGUCAUCGCGUGAUCAAGGAGCAGUUUAAUACAACCCCUCGUGCUGGAUGGCAAAUUGAUCCAUUUGGACACUCUGCGGUGCAAGCAUACCUACUUGGGGUCGAGCUUGGGUUUGAAUCUAUUCAUUUUGCAAGAAUUGAUUACCAGGACAGAGCAAAGCGCAAAGAAGAUAAAUCUCUUGAAGUUAUAUGGCGUGGGUCCAAGACUUUUGGUUCUUCAUCUCAGAUUUUCACCAAUGCCUUUCCUGUUCACUACAGUCCACCAGAUGGUUUCCAAUUUGAAGUGAAUGAUGACAUUAUGCCAGUCCAGGAUAAUCCUCUUCUAUUUGAUUACAAUGUUGAACAGCGGGUUAAUGAUUUCAUUAGUGCUGCUGUGACACAAGAAAAUGUGACUCGGACAAACCAUAUUAUGUGGACCAUGGGGGAUGACUUCCAAUACCAAUAUGCCGAGUCUUGGUUCAAGCAAAUGGAUAAAUUGAUUCACUAUGUAAAUAAGGAUGGUCGAGUGAAUGCCUUGUAUUCUACACCAUCCAUCUAUACUGAUGCAAAAAAUGCAGCAAAUGAAUCAUGGCCACUGAAAACUGAUGAUUACUUUCCGUAUGCGGAUACGGAAAAUGCUUAUUGGACUGGUUUUUUCACCAGUCGACCAGCCUUCAAAAGAUAUGUUCGGUUGCUGAGUGGAUACUAUUUGGCAACACGGCAACUGGAAUUUCUGGCUGGAAAGAGAUCCAAUCAUCCCAAUUCUUUUGCCCUUGGAGAUGCUUUAGGAAUUUCACAACACCAUGAUGCUGUAACUGGCACUGCCCAACAACAUACGACAAAUGACUAUACAAAACGCCUAGCCAUUGGCGCCUCUGAGGCUGAAGCUGUUUCAAGUUUUGCUCUGUCAUGCUUAGUCAAUAAUCAAUCAAAAGGUCAAUGUGUUGGACCCGCUCUGAACUUUAGCCAGUGCCAAUUGCUAAAUAUCAGUUACUGUCCUCCAUCAGAGGAAGAGAUUCCUGAAGGGAAGAGUUUGGUUGUAGUGCUGUAUAACCCUCUUGGAUGGAACCGCACCGACAUUGUUAGGAUACCGGUGAAUGAUGCCAACCUUCUUGUUCAAGACUCCUUAGGCAAUACCAUUGAAACGCAGUAUACAGAUUUGGUUAAUGUCACAAGGAACUUAAGAAACUUCUAUUUGAAGGCUUAUUUGGGGCUGACGUCAAACCAAGUUCCUAAUUAUUGGCUUCUCUUUCAAGUAUCUGUUCCACCACUGGGCUGGACUACCUACUUCAUUUCUAAGCCUGUUGAGAAAGAAAACAGAAGAAAAGAUUCUCUCUCUAUGAUGGACAGCUUGACAAAUGAUACCAUCGAAGUUGGACCUGGAAAUUUGAAGAUGUCCUUUUCUUCAAUCACUGGCCAACUAAAACGAAUGUAUAAUUCAAGAACUGGGGUUGAUGUACCAGUACAGCAAAGCUAUUUCUGGUAUGGUUCUUCAAGCUCCAGUGAUAGGUCUUCUGGUGCGUAUGUCUUCCGGCCUAAUGGAUCCCCUCCAAAUAUUGUUUCAAGAUCGGUGCCCCUGAAGGUCAUCCGUGGACCAAUAGUGGAUGAGAUUCACCAACAGUUCAAUUCAUGGAUAUACCAGGUCACAAGACUUUACAGCAACAAAGAGCAUGCUGAAGUUGAAUAUACAAUUGGUCCAAUUCCUACGGAAGAUGGUGUCGGCAAAGAAGUCAUCACACGAAUGUCAGCAAAUAUGGUCACAGACAAGGUGUUUUAUAGUGAUUCGAAUGGAAGAGAUUUUCUGAAGCGGGUUCGAGAUAAUAGAACAGACUGGCCACUUGUGGUCAAUCAACCUGUUGCUGGAAACUAUUAUCCGCUUAAUCUUGGAAUUUUUAUAGAAGAUAAGACUUCUGAAUUCUCGGUCUUGGUUGAUCGCGCCAGUGGAGGAGCCAGUAUAGAAGAUGGAGCAGUAGAAGUGAUGCUUCAUAGGCGUAUGAUCUUCGAUGACUCCAAAGGAGUGGUUGGAUCUCUAGACGAAAGUGUUUGUGUUGAAGAUAUAUGUGCAGGAAUAACGGUUCGUGGAAAUUAUUACAUGAACAUCAACCAGUUAGGGGCUGGUGCAAGCUGGCGCCGAACAACUGGCCAAGAAGUUUAUUCACCGCUCCUCUUAGCUUUCACACAUGAGAAUUCAGAGAACUGGAAACAGUCUCAUCUGACCAAAGCAACAACCAUGGAUCCAAGCUACAGUUUGCCAUUAAAUGUUGCUUUGAUUACCCUUCAGGAGUUGGAUGACGGAACUGUGAUCCUCCGUCUGGCACAUUUAUACGAGGCGGGUGAAGAUACCUUGUAUUCAACACUAGCCAAAGUUGAACUGAAGAAAAUGUUUGCUGGAAAAACGAUAAAGGAGCUAAAGGAAAUGAACUUAUCAACAAACCAAGAGAAGUCAGGAAUGAAGAUAUUGAAAUGGAGAGUUGAAGGGGACAAUGGAAAUGAUCCCUCUCCGGUUAGAGGCAGCCGGGUCGAUGAUUCAACUCUUGUUGUUGAGCUUGGUCCCAUGGAGAUUCGUACAUUCUUGCUAAAAUUUUGAUUAGUUCCUUGUAACAGCACAUAGCAUCUUCAUAUAUGUCCUCCCUGAACUUUUCUCGCGCAUUCUGCAUGUGUCCAACAUACCGACAAUCCGACAGAAUGUGUAUACACAUGAAUUCUCCUAUGCCCACUUAAAGCAGAAAAUAGUUUAUCAUAUAUUUGUUUUAUA
Messenger RNA from Tripterygium wilfordii, 3408 nucleotides. RefSeq names its product alpha-mannosidase-like. NCBI's taxonomy places the organism in Eukaryota, Viridiplantae, Streptophyta, Magnoliopsida, Celastrales, Celastraceae. The record is from RefSeq and is a predicted model, not a curated record. The transcript has 29 exons. Gene Ontology annotation, biological process: mannose metabolic process. Bases 226 to 3240 code for a protein of 1004 amino acids. Gene Ontology annotation, molecular function: carbohydrate binding; alpha-mannosidase activity.